ACGUCAAUCCGUCAGUAUACGCUCUAAGUUCUCGAUGCUGCAGCCACCGUCUCCCCUCCUGGAGAUGGCGUCCCUGAGACUACCGGAUUCGGAGGAGUUUGACGUUGAUACGCGCCGCAGGAGUAAUAACGGCAACGUGCCAGCCACGACAGUCGCGACCGUGCCGCCGGGUACCGGCACCUUCCUGCAGAUGAGGGACGAUCUGGGUGAUUAUUUUAACAACCUGAUCACGGAGGCGAUCGCGACGACGAGCCCGCGUGCCACUAUGGAGGAUCAAGUCCUGUUGUUCAAUGCCAGUAAGAACCUGUCGGUGAUCGAGCACGCGUCCGAUCGGUUCUAUAGGCACAGCGUGGCCAUGUCAGCGGUCUAUUGUGUGGCUUAUGUAGUCGUCUUCGUAGUCGGUCUGAUCGGCAAUAGUUGCGUUAUCGCCGUGGUGUAUCGGUCACCUCGCAUGCGGACCGUCACGAAUUUCUUCAUCGUCAAUCUCGCGGUGGCCGACGUGCUCGUCAUUGUCUUCUGUCUGCCGGCCACGUUGAUGAGCAACAUCUUUGUCCCGUGGAUCCUGGGAUGGUUCAUGUGCAAAGCGGUUGCUUAUAUACAGGGCGUCUCCGUGGCAGCCUCCGUCUACAGCCUGGUUGCGGUCUCUCUGGAUAGGUUUUUGGCAAUCUGGUGGCCGUUAAAAUGUCAAAUCACAAAGCGGCGAGCUCGCAUGAUAAUCGUCGUAAUCUGGUUCAUCGCUCUGACAAUGACGUCACCCUGGUUGCUAUUUUUUGACUUGGUUUCCAUCUACGACGAUGAUCCCGAUUUACGUUUCUGUCUGGAAAAGUGGCCGCAUCCUAAGGACGGCUCACUGUUCUUUCUGAUUGGCAAUUUAAUUCUUUGCUACGUGUUACCGAUGAUACUCAUAUCUCUCUGCUACAUUCUCAUCUGGAUCAAGGUGUGGCGCAGGCAUAUACCCACCGAUACCAAGGACGCUCAGAUGGAGAGGAUACAGCAGAAGUCGAAGGUGAAGGUGGUCAAGAUGUUGGUCGUGGUCGUGAUACUCUUCGUCCUCUCAUGGUUGCCUCUCUACGUGAUCUUUGCUGUAGUCAAACUGGGUGGCGACGUGGCUGAGAGGGAGGACGAAAUUCUGCCGAUCGCCACGCCGAUCGCCCAGUGGCUGGGCGCCAGCAAUUCCUGCAUAAAUCCGAUCCUCUACGCUUUCUUCAACAAGAAGUACCGGCGCGGCUUCAUCGCCAUCCUGAAGAGCGGCCGGUGCUGCGGCAAACUCAGGUACUACGAGACCGUCGCGAUGAUGUCCUCCUCAACAAGCAUGAGGAAGUCCUCUUAUUACGUCAACAACAAUAAUAAUUCAUCGACGAGACGCUGGCACGGACCACCGGUCCAUCAGGAUAGCAACGUUUCUUACAUAUUCAAUCACACUGGUGUGUAAUUGUAGCCAUGUGAGUCGAAGGUGCUCUGAGGUAGCCUUUACUGUGCUGAUUCGAUACCCGAUCAACGGUAGACAAAUUGAAAGAGAACGCGGUGGCCUUUGCACCACUCUAACGCAUGGUCGAAGCCAAAAUCUGGCCGAAGUCAGCCAGUCCGAGAAUUAUGGGUCAUAAUUGUGGAUGAUCGACAUGAUUGUUACUCGGGCCGGAAGUCGUCAAUGGAAAAACGAGAGCCGGAGGAGAAGGAGCCUUUCCCGGCAGACCACGAAUCGUUGCCCUGCCAUUGCCCUUACAAAAGACAUCGUUAUUUGGAUUUUGUCACAAUGUU
Molecule: messenger RNA, 1758 nt
Organism: Trachymyrmex septentrionalis
Lineage: Eukaryota; Metazoa; Arthropoda; Insecta; Hymenoptera; Formicidae
Product: neuropeptide SIFamide receptor
Exons: 3
Coding region: 35-1432 (465 amino acids)
Biological process (GO): G protein-coupled receptor signaling pathway
Cellular component (GO): membrane
Molecular function (GO): neuropeptide Y receptor activity; peptide binding
Source: RefSeq, a predicted model, not a curated record